AUGCUGGGGCUUGCUGGCCGGCGGCCUCUUGCCGCCGCCGCUGCCGCCGGCGCCAGGCAGCGGGUGCCUCGUGGUGCCGCAGCGCCUGCUGCUGCUAGGCUGGCAGCCCCGCUAGCGCAGCAUCGAUGGGGUCGACCGCUGCAGCAGUUGUCAGGCCUGCAGCGUGCAGCGCAGGAGUUGGCGCAGCCGCACCGGCACCAGGCACGGCGUCAGCGGCCGCAGCAGGUGCAGUGCCAGGCAUCCCGGGCCGGCGCUCGCAGCAGCCCCAGCAGCCGCUCCGCCAAGGCGCUGCUCAUAAAGACCGCUGACUCCAAGCUUCGCAUGCUGGCCUCCUUCUGGAACGUGUGCGACCUGCUGUCCUUUGCGCCGCCGCUGGUGGACGCGGCCCUUAGGGCCACCGGCACCUCGGUCAGCCUGCUGGCGGGCAUCGACCUGCGGUGGACCAAGAUCCUGCGCUCCAUGCGCGUGCUGCGCGUGGGCCUGCUGUCCUCAGAGCUGCGCUCCCUCCACCUCAGCACGCGCAAGGGCGGCUUCCUAUCUGCCGGCACCAACUUCCGCCUCUUCCAGCUCCUCAACUCCGUGCUCAUCAUGCUCUUCACCACCUCCUCCAUCAUCCAGAUCGUGGAGAAGAUGCCCUUCCACCAGGCGCUCUACAUGGUGGUGACCACGCUGACGACCGUGGGUUUUGGCGACGUGGUGCCCCACAGCCUGCUGGGCAAGGCGGUGGUCAUCGCCACCAUCUCCAUCGGCGUGGUCAUGAUCCCGGUGCAGGCGGCCCAGCUGUACGCAGAGUUCACGGCGAGGCGCGUGUUCCUGCACUCGCCGGUACCGCAGAGCCUGGUGGGGCGGCGGUUUGCUGAUGUGGCGCAGUGGCUGUACUGGUCUUCGGGCAAGGUGCUGAUAGGCCUGAUUGACGGCGGCGAGCGGCUGCUGGUCAACCCGGCUGACAUGUCGCUGCCAGCUGGCGCCGCGCUGAUCGUGGUGGGGCAGUCCAAGCGCGCGCUGGCCAAGGCGCUGCGCCAGCCCUUUGCCCGCAUGCGGGAGGCGGAGGUGGAGCGGCUGCGCUACCUGCCGCAGGAGCUGGCGCGGGCGACGGCGGCGGGCGAGGCGCGCGCGGGAACGCGCGGCCACGACUGGCUGCUACAGACCAUGGACGCCGGCGACGCGGCGGCCGCGGCGGCGGUGGCCGCGGCCUACCGCGGCGGCGGCGAGGAGGACGGGUAUGGGCAGUACGAGGACGGCAGCGGGUUUGACGCCGCCGCCAUGCCGCCGUCUUGCGUGCCGCUGCUGGUGGGCAACCCCGACUCUGACAGCCUAGACGCGGACAGCGUGCCGUGCGUGCCUCCGGAGCUUGCCUCCCGCCUCACCACCCCCGCGGCGGUCAAGGCCUUUGUGCGCGAGUACCAGCACAGCCAGGAGGCGCAGCGGCAGCAGCACGAGAGCGGCUCCAUCGCGCCAUCCACCGCCGAGGCGCUCGCGGUCGAGGCGACGGCGACGGCCGCCGCGGAGGCCGCCGGCGCCGGCGCCAGCAGCGGCGGCGGCGGGCGCGGGGGCCGGGGCGCGCUGGCGGGGCGGGGGCCGCCUGCCAAGGUGGACUUUGGCGCCUGCUCGAUAGACUGGAGCGCGGAGCAGGGGGCGGGCGCUGGCAGCUUUGUCGCCGCGCCCGGCAGCACGCUGGACGGCGCCGCGGACGGCGUCGGCGCCCCAGGCCCGGCCGCCGGCAUGGGUGCCGUCACGGGCGCCGCGGGGCCGCCGCCCCAGGGUGAGCCCGACACGGGGCGCGCGCUGGGCGCGGGGGGCUGCGGCGGCGGCGGGGCCAUCCACUUUGUGGAGGGGUCGCCCUCGGAGGCUGCCUCCCUGCGCCAGGCGGGCGCCUCCACGGCCCGAGCGCUCAUCUAUCUGGCGCGGUCGGCGCGGCCGGUGCGUUCGGCGCAGGCCACGGGCGGCGCUGUGGAGAAGGAGCGCAGCACGAGGGAGGCGGUACUGGCAGAUGCCCAGGCGCUGCUGGCGGUGUAUGGCGUGGGCGAGGAGUCUGGUGCGGAGCUGACCCAUGCGGUGGCCAACCCUUACUUUGCCGCGGGGCGCGUGACUGUGCCCGCCCUGCUGGACACCUUUGCCUGCCAGUCCUUUUUCAACGAGGGCAUGCUGAUCGACCUGCUGGCGGAGCUGAGCGGCGACGUGGAGGACGGGUGCGGCGGCGGCGCCGCGCUGCAGCAGGUGCCAGUGCCCGCGGGGCUGGUGGGGCGCCCCUACGGCGAGGUCUUCAUGCACCUGGCCCUCAGCGCGCAGCUGCUGUGCCUGGGGCUGUACCGCCGCAAGAGCGAGAACCCAGGCACCCGUCUCAGUUAUGUGGUGUGCAACCCUGGGUGGGGGGAGCCGCUGGAGGGCACAGACCGCAUCUUUGUGCUGCGCCCGCGCGCCACCGCCUAG
This is a messenger RNA of Chlorella variabilis, 2430 nucleotides long. RefSeq lists its product as hypothetical. The transcript has 12 exons. The record is from RefSeq and is a predicted model, not a curated record. The coding region runs from base 1 to 2430 and encodes 809 amino acids. NCBI's taxonomy places the organism in Eukaryota, Viridiplantae, Chlorophyta, Trebouxiophyceae, Chlorellales, Chlorellaceae.